Molecule: messenger RNA, 1523 nt
Organism: Gasterosteus aculeatus aculeatus (three-spined stickleback)
Lineage: Eukaryota; Metazoa; Chordata; Actinopteri; Perciformes; Gasterosteidae
Product: potassium voltage-gated channel subfamily E member 2-like
Biological process (GO): negative regulation of delayed rectifier potassium channel activity; membrane repolarization during action potential; regulation of ventricular cardiac muscle cell membrane repolarization
Cellular component (GO): membrane; voltage-gated potassium channel complex
Molecular function (GO): voltage-gated potassium channel activity involved in ventricular cardiac muscle cell action potential repolarization; delayed rectifier potassium channel activity; potassium channel regulator activity
Source: RefSeq, a predicted model, not a curated record
AUUGCCUAUUUUAUUCUUCUAUUGGUUGCAUAAAAUGAUUAAGUUCUUGCAGUCGAUGUCCCCCUUUAGGGUGCCUCCUCUGUGUGGCCAGAUGAGCAAUGAGCUGAAUAAACACACUCGUCGGCCACUAAAAUGACUUUCAGCGCUCCCUUUUCUUUUCAAGGCCAUUAACAAUUUGUAUGCCUUACGUUUUCAAGGUCAACCCCCCUUAAAAUCCACUGUUCAGCCAAACAGAAAAGAUUAAAAAAGUAAACAAAGAAUGAGCAGUGGUGUGUUUCUGUGAGCUGAAGAUUUUGCUUCUUACUGCAACCAGCUGCUCUUUCCGUCGGUGCCUCUUUGUUUUGUUCCAUUUUCCCUCCGAGGUGUCCGAGGCGACCGAUUCCAUGAUUCGGCCUUUGAAAGCCUGGCAGAAGAUGACUGCAUCUGAUUUGUCCAACGUGACCCUUCAGCUGGAGGACUCCCUGUCCAGUGCUUUAGGACGUUACCUGGACAACUGGCGGCGUAACAUGACAGCUGCAGCCAACGCUUUGGACAACACUCUGGCUGAGGAGAACUUCAAGAACGUCAUCUGGUACCUAGCGGUGAUGAUUGGCAUGUUUGCCUUCAUUGUUGUAGCCAUGCUGGUGAGCACAGUGAAAUCCAAGAGGAGAGAGCACUCCAAUGACCCCUACCACCAAUACAUCAAGGAGGACUGGACGGCUCAGAUACAACAAGGCGAUGUUGUUGCCAACUUUGGGGCUGGAUAAUGCGAGCGAGGGCCCUCAACCCACAGCACAUCGUCAGGUUUUCACCAGUGAAUCAUUCUCAUGGUCAAAACGUUUCCUAUAAUUUCCUAUAAUAUGAUUUAAUAGAUACUAGUUUAGCUUUAACUGCUCCUAAUAUUCUCGACUAACAUCAACAUUAGAACAGUGAUACCCGACCCCUCUAUCACAGCCAUGCCAUAUGACGUCAAGCGUCACAUCGUUGACAAAUGUGUCUUUCAUCUGAUUUUUAAGAGAAUGUUAUCCAAAAUGUAUUUAAUGUAGUUGACACAUUGUUUCAACCCUGAAAUAACGAAAUCAAAAAUGUUGACCCGCUGUCACACUAUCAUGACUUUGUGGGAAAGAUCAGAGCCAACGUUAAUGUUAAUAGUGAAAACACCUGUACUUUUAUUGCUUUUAACAAUAACAAUAACCCAUUCGUUUUUGUGCAAAAUGUACAUAUUGUAUUCAUUUCUUAAAACGCAAUCUACAUAGUUCAUCUAUUUAUCUAUAUAUAUAUAUAUAAACUGUGGCAAAUACCUGCUGAGAUACAGGGUGCAGAUACAGGUAUGUCCAGUUGAGAAUUACUGCAUGAGAAUCUGAAACUUUAAUAACACUUUCAUAAUUCAGCAUGUCAUACCUGAUUUCUGCCUGCGGAGGACAGACGAGGCUCCUCUCGCAGCAGCUCGAGAACUAUUAUACUUGAGGUCAAUAAUGAAGAGGAAAAAAUAACAAUUCUGUAAGUCAUUAUAAUGGGAAACAUUCUUAAAAUAAUGCAUUAGU